This is a messenger RNA of Bombyx mori (domestic silkworm), 1370 nucleotides long. RefSeq lists its product as uncharacterized. The record is from RefSeq and is a predicted model, not a curated record. The transcript is spliced from 6 exons. The coding region runs from base 49 to 975 and encodes 308 amino acids. Gene Ontology annotation, cellular component: membrane. Gene Ontology annotation, molecular function: phosphatidylinositol bisphosphate binding. NCBI's taxonomy places the organism in Eukaryota, Metazoa, Arthropoda, Insecta, Lepidoptera, Bombycidae.
GAUAUGUCUACAGUGUUCGAGGACCCUCCGAGGUUUGAUUAGUUCAACAUGGAACGCUGCUUGAUAAACGUGUCUACGGAAACAAAACGUAAUGUGCGCAAACUUUUUGAUUUGGAUGAACCUGGCAGAUUAGAAGAUGCGGUUCAGAUUUUAGACGAAUGGAUAAAAAAGCAGACUCAUUUUCUCAAAACGGAUUAUGAAAGAGCCUAUUUGGAGAGAACUAUAAUAUUCUGCAAAGGAUCUAUUGAGAAAGCGAAACAGCAAAUUGACAGAUUGUGCACCUACAAAACUAUGGUACCAGUUUUCUUUGAGUGCACUAACAUGAUGGAAAUGAAAUCAGUUUUCGAAAUAUGUACUGUUGCGGUACUGCCCGAGUUGACUCCGGAUCAUUAUAGGGUUUUGCUAGUAAAAAUUAAUAAUACCGAUUUCGAUGCUAAAAAAUUCAUGACGUUCUACAAAUGCUGCAUAAUGAUUGCUGAAUAUUUGAAAAGACACGAUUACUGCACUGGCUACAUCAUGGUCAAUGAUUAUAGAAAUAUUAACGUCACUGACAUGCUGACCAAGAUAGACUUUGUAAAUAUACCACAGUUCUUGAGUAUUAUUAUUCAAGGUUACGGUUGCAGUGUGAAGGGUAUUCACUUUCUGACGCCGUCUAAGCUGAUUGAAAAUUUCGUGAAUAUUUUCAAGCAAUUCGUGAGUGAAAAAUUAUCUGGCAGAAUCCAUGCUCUGAAAACUCUGGAAAACUUAUAUGACUAUAUACCGAAAGACAUAUUACCGGUUGAAUACGAAGGUGGUGAAAAAUCAGUGGAGCUUUUAAAUGAUGAUUUAAUGAAGGUUUUCACAACAACGGAGACUAUGAAUUACUUGGAAAUGAUGAAAAACGCAUGCACUGACGAAUCAAAAAGACAGAAGGAUAUAUUUAAUGAACAAUACAUGGGAUUGCCGGGAAGCUUCAGAGCUUUGACUGUCGAUUAAAUAACAGAUAAAUUUUAUCAUAAAAAUAGGUGUUUUGGAGCUCCGUGUUUUCUUGUAUAACUUGUUUGCUAAUUCGUCACAUCAACUGCUAUUUGGCAUUGGUUUUAUUUUUUCGAUUGGGACUUAUCACGUAAAUACUUAUGACUUUUCAAAUAGAAUACGUUUUGCAGCUAUAAUGUUUUCAAUAAUAAUAUGUUUCUAAUAAUUUUCUACAUCCUGCUCUUUUUAGUCUGUGGAAUUAAAACAGCACGUUGUUUUGUCUCAUAGUUAAUGAAAAGCUGCAUGUUGGAUUACGUACUGAAAAAUGAGUAAACUUGUAAUUAUUAUUUAUUCGAAUAUUAAAUAAAUUAGGAAAACUAAUGUGGGAUCGGAAAUAAAUACGUUUUCGGAGUUCA